GCGUCGCUGAUGGCCAUCAAAACCCUCAUUCAAACGUCAACUCUCAACUCUCAACUCACUCCUUGCCACAGAAAAGCCAAGUCUCCCAGAUAGACUACUAGACUAGCUAAAGUAUUGGCACUUCUUCAGCUAUCUUGUUGUCAGGCAGUACACAGUGUAGAGACUCGAGAAAGGCUAAGCUCCAACCUCAGCAUCACUGUACUGGUAGUGUCAUCUUUUGAUUUAUUUGAUCUGUCAAGAAUCUUAGUCAGGAAAACCAUAAUGUCAUUCAAUCGACUAUUCGUCCUGGGAGUAUCUCUCUUCCUCUUGGGUAUCAGCCUCGUUUCUGCCAGAAGACAUUCCUCGGCUGCCUUCAUCUCCUCGUCACCCCCUGUCUGUACACGGAAGAACGCCAAGGAUUGUCCCUUGGUAGUAGUAGAACCCGCAAAAACAGCAGCAAGAGGUCCAAGAGGAGUCAAGGGUGUCGUCUCCUUGAAAGCGGCAGCUGCCUCGGGGGCCGGUGCCAAGAAGAAGAAGAAGGCCAAGAAAAAGUCUGCCAAAACAGGCACAGCCGAUCCAGUGGAGAAUGUCAAAAAGGCAGAGCUGGUGGCCAGCAUAGCCGAGAAAACUGAAUUCACCAAGGCAGAAAGUGAAAUGGCCUUGACGGCAGUACUGGAAACUUUUGCAGAGCAAAUGGCAUUGGGCAAGAAGAUCACAUUAAUGGGAUUUGGAACAUUCCAAGCCAAGGAAAGGGCUGCACGCAAAGGAAGAAACCCAAGAACUGGGGAAGAGAUUGACAUCCCAGCUGCAAAGGCUCCUACGUUUUCCGCUAGCAAGGCGCUUAAGAAUCUUGUGAAUGGGAUUGAAGAUUGAUUGGAGUGAAUGACGGAUUCCUCUUGCAGCAAUACAGGUAGUACGGUAACAGUAACGUUGUCAUUAGAACUCGU
Molecule: messenger RNA, 926 nt
Organism: Seminavis robusta
Lineage: Eukaryota; Bacillariophyta; Bacillariophyceae; Naviculales; Naviculaceae
Source: the annotation of a GenBank genome assembly